GUUUGAUUUAAUUUUUUUGAAAACAUAAAUAAUAAGUUAUUAUGAUGGUUUUUGAAUUAAUAAAAAAUAAACUAAUAAAUAUUUGUUAAACGAUUAAGCCCGCAUAUGCGGGCAAGACACCUAGUUAUUAACUAUUUCUAGAUUAGUAUCAAAAAUUCUGAUCUAAUGUAUUGGUAUAAAAAGUUAUUAUAGAAUUUGUAAAUUAAAUAGAAUUGGUAAAUUAAAUAGAAUUUGUAAAAAGUUUUCAAGUAUAUAUUUACAUAGAAUUUUGUAUUUUGUUAUUUUAUCAUUUUAUAGAAUUGUAUUGUAUUCUGAGUUGAUACAACUUAGAACUCAAAACGGAAUACUAAUUUAUAGUUUUUAUUAUAAGUAUAAAUGGAGUAUCAUGCUAAUAAGAAGAAUAUAGAAAUAGAGUCUACCACUAAUUCUCAGAGACCUAAUAGAUGAAAAGCACUACGAAGACGCGUUCACAUGAAAAUUGCAUUGAAGUUUUCUUUUUCUUUUCAAAAUCACUUUCUAUAAACUAAGUUAAGUUUGUCCAGCUAAUCUAUUACUAUUCGGUUAUCAAUGCCAAACAACAGUGAUGGUCUAGAGGAGGAACAUGAAAGGUGGACAGAAAUGGAGAGUGAGUGGAUAUCUUUAACAGAUGAUCUACGAAUGGAUAUUGAUAACCACCGUAGACACGCAGCGGAUCUGGAGAUAGAACUCAGAAAAGAGAAAACGGCUUCGGAGGAGCUAAACGACGCUCUUGGUAGAGCCAUGCUUGGACACCUAACAUCAUACAAUGACUUCAUUGAGCAGUACACUGAGCUCCAGGAGAAGUAUGAUGAGUUAGUUAAGAGGCAUAACGUGACGUUGGCGGGAAUAGUUGAUGUGAAGAAAGCAGCGGCUAAAGCUGCAGUGAAAGGUCGUCAUGGGAAGAGUUUUGCCAAAUCCUUUUCAGCUGAGCUUACUGCUAUUAGAGCUGAGAAGGAGAAAGAAAGAGAGUUCUUGAAGAAGGAGAACAAAGGACUUAAGAUUCAGCUGAGAGAUACCGCUGAAGCUGUUCAAGCUGCUGGAGAGUUACUGAUCAGACUCAGAGAAGCUGAGCAAUAUGUACAAUCCUCUGAGGAACGUUUCAGCUUACUUGAAGAAGAGAAUGCAAAGUUAAAGAUGCAGAUGGAGAAGUUAAAGGGCAAGCACCAGACAGAAAUGAGUACAAUGAAGCAAUAUCUUGCGGAAAGCAAAUUGCCAGGGUCUGCAUUACAGCCAUGGUUCACGGGGAAUGAGGAACAUUUAUCAGAAGACAGAACCGGUUUGGUCAAGGAGAAUGAAGAACAAACAUAUAAAAGGAAUAAGGCUAUAUCAUAUAAAUCAACGGUUUAAAUAACAAUAUAUAAAAUAAAAGGUAAACAAACAUAUAAAAGGAAAAUAAUAUAAAAUUUCAAAUACCGUUCAUAGUACUUAACAUUUUAAAAAUGUAAUCUAAAUAAAAUAUCGAUUUUAUCUUAUGCUUAAAUUUCAACUAAAUUAACUUUGUUACGAUUAUCAGCUUUUUAUUCUACUUUUAUUAAAUCGAUUAGUCACAAUCACUUAUGCUCACUUUGAACUAGACAACUUCAAAAUAAAGUAAUAUCCUAUAUAGUCGCUACCCACAAUCAAAUGGGUCGAAAAAAUAUCAUUCUUUUUGAACAUAUUUUAUUUUUAUGUUUUUGAAUAUAUUCUAUUUACUAAGACCAUAAAAUAAAUUGUAAAUUAAUGUAAGAAUAAAACAUACGAACCCGGCGCUACGCGCCGGAAUACCACUAGUUUUAAUUAUUUAACUAGAUUUUGACCCGCGCUUUAAAAGCGCGGGAUUUGUUCCUUUUAAUUUUUUUUAUAAAUAUUUGUUAGUUAUAAGAUUAAAUAAUUUUUAUAUAACAUAAUCUAAUCUUAUUUACAAAUUGUGUUGUUUGUACAUUCAUAUGUGUUAGGCCUAAAUACAUAAUAUAAGAAGUUGCAUAUUUAUACUCAUAGAAAUUAGUUUUUAAGAGUUUAAUAAUAUAAAUUUUAUUAUGUAGUAACUUUUACAUAAUUUAUUUGUUAUUAAAAAAAUUAUUAUAUUUUUUUUUAAAAUCCCUAAAUCUAAUACGCAAUCCUUAAUCAUAUAAAAACAGGUAUCAAUUUGAGAUUAUGGAAUAGCUGACGUGAGUAAUCGACCAACAUAUUAACAGCCAUUGGGUAAUUUUUUUUUUGUGUGUUAUGGUUUGUCAAUAAAGCGUUUGGUGAGACCAGUAAAAAUAGGGUAUUCAGUUUUAGGAAAACACAUGCAUCAUAUUUAAUCGUAACUUUCUAGAUAUUGUAUUUCAAAAUAUAGUUAGUAUUGUUAUUUUCCAUAUAUAGUGGAUACUAAAGUAUCUUUAAAAUAUUUGAUUAAUCAUAAAAUAAAUCUGAUUGGUUGUAUUUAUUGUUGCAGAAAUUUAUUAAAAAUAAUAAAAAAUGACAGUGGCAUUGAAAUGUAAAUAAUUUGAAAAACUAAGGACAAAAUCCUAGUAGGGAUUUUGCUUUAAUAGUAUAGAUUGAUUCCCUCAAACCGGUCAAAAAUGACCAAUACAUAAAGAAACAAGCGGCCGUUUUAAAAGUAGUUACUAAAAACGACUUUGUUCUUUGUGUCAGAAAAUAAAACGUUUUGAUUUGUAAAGAUCGAUGACUUGUCCUUCUUUCAGAAAAUGGAAGAUAACUAGAUUUUUGGUCAACCAAGUGUAACCAUGAAAUGGGCCAAUGGUAGUAAAACAAAACAGUGCAGACAAUAUAUCACAACAUUAAGUCAAUUAAGUAUUAUCAUAUACAAUAAAAAUGUAUUAUAAUUUUCAUACUAGAUAUUGAAACUAAUAAUGUGGUUAUUGGUAUGUCAAGUUAAAAAAUGGAGAUAUGGACUUGCUCUUUUGAUGUUAUUCUUUAUAUUUUUGGUACGUUGGAUGGUAGACAUUGAAGUAGUCUGAUACUGAUACAAGUUGAUAGAAAAUUCAAGUCUUACGCCUAUAAGAUGGAUUUUGCCACGGUGGAAUAUGUAAGUUUAUACGUAUAGAAAAGGUAAAUAUAUAUGAUUGGCUAGAGAUGAGUUAUUUGAUAUGGCACCAGAAUGAAAAUGAAGUAUACAGCUAAAAACCCCGUAAAAAUUGGUCAGGCUACCACAUGGGAUUGGAAUAUAGAAAUGUUUGACCUCAUAUUUAUUGGUUGUUCUAAUUGUUAGAUCCACAUGCAUUCAAUCAAAAUUAUUUUUUGACUAUGUCAUGGCCGUAACGUUGCAUUUUGUUGUUUUUCAUAAUGUUGCGACUUAUGAUACCAAAACGUCUUUAAAUUAUAAAUGAUCGUUAAUAUUGAUAAACAUAUAUGAAUUUAAAAAUAUAUAACCUCUUCUAGUGAUAUAGAAUUUGGGUCUUAUAGGCCCAUUAAAUUCGAAACUUGUUUUUACAAGGCAUAUUAAGUCCUAACAAAAGUAUAAAAUCAAACUAAAUUGGGAGUUUAGCUAUUUACUAAAGAGGUUCCCUACGUUAUGAAGUAAUAUGUUAAUAAUAUGCAGAGCAUCGUCGGGAAAAGGGAAGUAGAUGAUUAAGAUCAUACAAGACUACUAGUGAAAGGCAAGAUAUAGGACUCAUGGGAAAAUCAGCCUAUUCCUACAUCAACAGAUUCCAACGGUUCAGUGCAUGAACAUAUGAGUUGUGCGAAUACAAACACAAACACUCAAUUAUUUCAUACAUGAAUUGAUAAAAUCCGGCUUUUACAUACAUUGACGAAUUUUGCGUUAGUCAAUGAAAGCAGAAUCUGAACUAGCAGUUAACGUUCGGUUAAAUGUCCUUCAAAAAUCCGUUUAAAAUAAUAAACAAUUAGUUUAAAUUAGUUUAAACAUUUGAAGGGGGGGAAUUGAACUUGGGUUGUAGCAUUGAUUCAUCCAGAUCUCAGCCACUGUGCCAAACCCAACUAAUUGUUUUAACUCAGUAUGAUGUUCUAUUUAUACCAAAGAAUAUUUCUGUGUUUUAGAAUAAAACUAAUGAAUAUUUCGUUUUCAUUAUAUAUUUAUUAAUAAAUUACAAGAUAUGUGUCCAACAUAAUAAAAAAUAUACAAUAUACAAUAUUCAUAUUUUACAUUAGAGUAUUUCUAUAAAAUCCUUAGCAUUUUUAUACACGAAGACAUCUCCCCAACAAUAUGUAUAUAUAUUAGAAAUUAUAUAAAAAUUGUGAAAAAUAUAUAUGCAUUUUUAGAUAAAAGUUAUGCUGAUAAUAUAAUAAUUUAGUUCAUCAUUAUCAAUGAUAUUCAUAUAUAUGGGCAUACAGGUCGGAUCAAAUCACGUUAAAUCUGAUUUAUUUCCACAUUUCUAAGUUUCAUUCAAUUGAAAUAAGAAAAUUUGUGAAAAGAUAUUUAUACCUUAUGUUUUUUCUAAAACAUAAAAAUAUUUAUACAAUAGGUUAUUUUAAAAACACAUACACAUUUACACAUUAGUUAUGCAUUAUAUAUUAGAAAUCAUAUGCAAUUUGUGAAGAAAAAAUAUUUAUACAUGAGGUUUUUUUUAAACACAUAAAUAUUCAAUAGUACAAAAUAAAUGAAAUAUCAUAAAAAAAUGAAAACAAUAAGUCGAUGUUGGCACAUUGGCUGAUAUCUGGAUGAGUUAAUGUAUGUAAAAGCCAUAUUUUUUCAAUUCGUGUAUGAAAUUUGAAUUAACUGAGUGUUUGUGUAUGAAUUCGCACAGCUUGUAUAUUCAUGUAUUGAUCCGGACCGUUGGCCUCUGUUGAUGUAGGAAUAGGCCGAUUUCCCGGACUCUUGGUAUUGGUUAACAAGGAAAUUCGAAAUAAAUUCUAGAACCAAAUCAUAAAGGAAAGUGAAGCAAUAAACUUUAGUUUUUUAAAGCAUCUCCAAUCCAUCCUCAAAUUUUGAGGUUUCAUAUUCACAACCUCAAAACUAUCUUUUAUUUUAUUUUUGGUCCUUAUUGUUAUUUUUUUAUAAAUAUUAGUAACUUUUGUUAAUGUCAAGGACUAUAAUGCAAACUAGAUCUUGAUCCGUGCAUCUGCAAGGAUCUUUACUUUAAUUUGUAAGAACAUUUUAAAUUCAUAACUAAUUGGUAAUUUUUGUAUUUUAAAAAUUAUAGUCCUGUUAUAUAUUAUUGUUUGACUAUUAUUGUAUUUGUAAUACGAAUAAAGGAAUACUAAUAUAUUCAUAUAUUAAUUUUUUUGUUUCAUUUUUUAUUUGAUAUUUUAACCUAAAUAUUGUAUAUCUAAUUCUAUUUCAGUGGUCCAUAAAAAAAAUUAGAAAGAAGGUUUACUCAAUCUAUUAGUUCCUUUGUAUUGUAUUUCUUAUAUAUAUUGAAAACACUUUUAUAAUGGUUAAUGGGAAAUAUAUUAGUAAAAAUCAAAUUUUGAAUACAUGUAUAUUUUUGAAUCAAUUUUGGUUUUCAAUUUUGUUUAAUGAUUUAUUUAGACAAAAUAUGUUUUUAGUUAAUUAGAUUGGACGAGUUGCACAAAAAAAAUUAGAUUGAGUCAUUUUUCGUAUAUUUUAAAUCUGGUCCAAACAGAUAAUUUAUAAAAAUAUAAUGAACUUCAAUUUUUUUUAAUAGCAUAAGCUCAUUAUUAUUAUUAUUUUAAUAUACUGCUAUUCAUAUUUUCAAACAACAUUAUAUUUCUUUUUAAUUAUGUUAUUUUUGUUUCCAAAAAUUCCCAAAGAUACUUCUAUUUUAAUAAGAUAAAAUUUAAAUUUUGUAUUAUGAUUAUUUUAGAGAAAGAUGUUUUUAGGUGAUUAGAUUGGACCAUCCAUUUUCGUAUAUUUUAAAGCUGGCUCAUACAUAUAGUUUUCAUUAUAUAAUGAAUUUCCAAAUUUUUUUAUAAUAUAAGCCCAUUACUUUUUUCUUUAAUAUAUUGUUAUUCAUAUUUCCAAACAACACUAUAUUUUUUUUAACUGCUAUCUAUAUUGCCAAACAAAAGCUAAAAGUAUUUCUACUUUAAUAAGAUAGAUAGAAGAUAUAAUAUUGAAAAAAUAUGUUGUUAUUUAUUUUUUCAUGCCACUAUUAAAUAUCAUAUAUGUAUCAUCAUAUAAUUAAUCGUGUUUUUAACUACCAUCAUAUAAGUAAUCAUAUAAUUAAUAGUAUUUUAUAUGUACCAUUAUAUAUAUAUUAUAUUUUUAAAACUUAAUAUGAAAUAUAAAAAUCAUAAUUUAU
Molecule: messenger RNA, 6164 nt
Organism: Brassica rapa (field mustard)
Lineage: Eukaryota; Viridiplantae; Streptophyta; Magnoliopsida; Brassicales; Brassicaceae
Product: kinesin-like protein KIN-12F
Source: RefSeq, a predicted model, not a curated record